AUCGCCAUCUCCGGUCUCCGCCACCCACGCAAUGGAAGCAUACAACUCCUCCACUCCCAACCUGGCCACGCACCUGAACGCGAUCCCAGUGCCACCACGCGAGAUACCAAGAUCCCAAGCGCACGCAAGCCCAUUCCCAGCUGCUCCCGCUCGGAUUCCACUCGGACUCCGCCGCCACCACCCAAGCCACGCCACGCCGCGCACGCGCCCAAGCAAGGGAGAGAAGAAGCGAAGGAAGGACAAGGCGGAGCGCGAUCGCGAAGCAAGAACCGACCCACCCCGUGCGAUUGAUCGAUCGGUCGGUCCCAUGGGGCGGCGGUCGAGCGCGUCCGUUGCGGCGGAGCCGCUGCUGCCGUCGGCGCUGAAGCGCGCCGGGCGGGCGGCCGCCAUGGCCGAGCGGUGCGCGUCGCGCGCGGACGACGAGCUGCAGUGGUUUCGCUCCUGCCUGCGAUGGGUGUGCAUGGACCACUCGGGCCCGGGCCAGGCCGCGCUCUCGUGGCUGCUCUUCCUCGUCCUCGCCGUGCUCGUCCCGGCCGCGGCGCACUUCCUCCUCGCCUUCCGCGCCUCCCGCCAGCCCUUCUCGGCCGUCGUGCAGCUCUCGCUCUCGGCCGCCUCGGCUGCGAGCUUCCUCUGCCUCUCCUCCUCCUUCCGCCGCAUCGGGCUCCGCCGCCUGCUCUACCUCGACAAGCUCCGCACCAAGAGCGACCGCGUCAGGCUCAACUACACAGCCCGCCUCGCCUUCUCCUUCCGCCUCCUCGCCUUCCUCGUCGCGCCCUGCUUCGCCGCCGAGGCCGCCUACAAGGCCUGGUGGUACGCCACCUCCGCCGACCGCGUCCCCUUCUUCGCCAACGAUGUCCUCAGCGACGUGCUCGCCUGCUCCCUCGAGAUGGCAUCCUGGAUGUACCGCAGCGCCAUCUACCUCCUCACCUGCGUUCUCUUCCGCCUCAUCUGCCACCUCCAGGGGCUCAGGCUCGAGGACUUCGCCGGCUCGCUGCUCGUCGAGGUCGAGGAGGGGAGGACCGGGGUCGAGCGCGUGCUCCGGGAGCACCUCGACAUCCGCAAGCAGCUCAAGGUCAUCAGCCACCGGUUCCGCAAGUUCAUCGUCGCCGCCCUGCUCAUCGCCACCGCCAGCCAGUUCGCCUCCGUUCUCCUCACCACGCGCCGUGACUCCGUCGACGACCUCCUCAACACCGGCGAGCUCGCGGUGACUAUGUUCAGUUGUGCUCAUGUCCGGGCUCAUCAUAAUCCUGAGCAGCGCUGCCAAGAUCACUCACCAGGCGCAGGCCCUCACAGGCCACACCACCAAGUGGCACGCCUGCUGCACCAUCGAGCCGAUCCCGGACGAGGAAGCAGAACCUGGGUCCAACCACAACUCCAUGCUCGAAGAAGGCCCGGCGAGCUACAGCGACACCGAGUCCAGCGAAGAGACCGGGGACGAGGACCUGCUGGAGAACACAAAGUUAAUGCUUCCCAAUGCGCAUGUCAUCUCCUUCCAAAAGAGACAAGCACUAGUGACCUACCUGGAGAACAACAGAGCCGGGAUCACCGUGUUCGGGUUCACUCUGGACCGGUCGUACCUGCACACGAUAUUCAUGCUCGAGUGGACGCUGUUCUUGUGGCUGCUGGGCAAGACGAUCGGCUUCUCGUGAAAGAAGACGACGAUGGAAGAACGCACUUGCGUCGUCCAGGUGGUCGUUCUGGGAAGCUGAACCGUGCUUUGGUUGCCUUUUUUGGGGGGUGAGCUGUGCAUUUGAUCAUCGUGGAGGGGGAGGCCUUUUUUUGUGUGUGCGCGUGCGACUGGCACGGGAGUGUUGUACGUGUAUCGUGUAUCGUGCACGGCGUGUGUAUGUAUGAUAGCGAUUUUGUAUGAUGUGUUUAGAAUGCGUCUUGAUUGCCCGUGUCGCAUUGCCUUGUAAAUUUGUUUUGUAGAGCACUCUGCAGUGUGCAUUGAGCGUGCAGAUGGGUUUAUAAUCUCGUGUUGUAAGCCAACAACAUGUUGUAGAGCAAAUUUUACGAUGUAAAGAUUCUUGGGGUCUUUUUUAUACAUUUUUCUUCAGGAGAGUUGCGGUAA
This is a messenger RNA of Phragmites australis (common reed), 2071 nucleotides long. RefSeq lists its product as uncharacterized. The record is from RefSeq and is a predicted model, not a curated record. Bases 32 to 1741 code for a protein of 569 amino acids. NCBI's taxonomy places the organism in Eukaryota, Viridiplantae, Streptophyta, Magnoliopsida, Poales, Poaceae. The transcript has 3 exons.